Cygnus atratus (black swan) is the source of this 2817-nucleotide messenger RNA. RefSeq names its product docking protein 4 (gene DOK4). The record is from RefSeq and is a predicted model, not a curated record. Gene Ontology annotation, cellular component: cytoplasm. Gene Ontology annotation, biological process: cell surface receptor protein tyrosine kinase signaling pathway; positive regulation of MAPK cascade. The coding region runs from base 298 to 1182 and encodes 294 amino acids. The transcript has 9 exons. Lineage: Eukaryota; Metazoa; Chordata; Aves; Anseriformes; Anatidae.
CCCGGGGCGGGGCGGGGGCCGCGCGGAUCCCGUCCCCCCGUCUCCCCGUCUCGCCGCGCCGGACGCCGGGGCCGCCCGAGCCUCCGAGUGCAGCGGUGGGGCCGGCCGGUGCCAAGAUAGGAACCCGCGCCGGGGAGAAGAUGGGGGACAACGCUAGGACAAAGCUGGGGUGGAGGAGGCGGUGAAACAGCGGCCGGUGGGGGGGAGUGCAGGUGAACGGAGGAAGAGGAGGUGGUGAGGAGAGGUGGUGAAGGCAGCAGCCUGCCCUCAGCAGGGCCCCCCCCGCCAGGCUUCGCUAUGGCUACAAAUUUUAAUGACAUCAUCAAGCAAGGCUAUGUGAGGAUGAAGAGCAGAAAGCUGGGGAUCUACCGGCGGUGCUGGCUGGUCUUCCGGAAAUCCUCCAGCAAAGGGCCCCAGCGCCUGGAGAAGUACCCAGAUGAGAAGUCAGCAUGUUUGCGUGGGUGCCCCAAGGUCACUGAGAUCAGCAAUGUCAAGUGCAUCACCCGUCUGCCCAAGGAGACCAAGAGGCAGGCGGUGGCCAUUGUCUUCACUGAUGACUCGGCCCGGACUUUCACCUGUGAUUCGGAACUGGAGGCUGAGGAGUGGUACAAGGUGCUGUCAGUGGAGUGCCUGGGCACCCACCUGAACGACAUCAGUCUGGGGGAGCCUGACCUGCUGGCGCCCGGCGUGCAGUGCGAGCAGACGGACCGGUUCAACGUGUUCCUCCUCCCCUGCCCCAACCUGGAUGUUUAUGGCGAAUGCAAGCUGCAGAUUACCCACGAAAACAUCUACCUCUGGGACAUGCACAACCCACGGGUGAAGCUGGUGUCCUGGCCCCUCUGCUCCCUGCGCCGCUAUGGCCGUGAUGCCACACGCUUCACCUUCGAGGCAGGACGGAUGUGUGAUGCAGGCGAGGGCCUCUACACCUUCCAGACGCAAGAGGGCGAGCAGAUCUACCAGCGUGUGCACAGCGCCACGUUGGCCAUCGCUGAGCAGCACAAGAGGGUCUUGCUGGAGAUGGAGAAGAAUGUCAGGCUGCUGAACAAGGGCAGUGAGCACUUCUCCUACCCCUGCACCCCCACCACCAUGCUGCCCCGCAGCGCCUACUGGCACCACAUCACUGGCUCACAGAACAUGGCUGACUCCUCCAGCUACACUGACCACGCUGUGCUUCGUCCCUAGGGGAGGCGUAUGCAGGCGCCCAGACCAGCUCGGACACCAACCUCCUCAACAGGUUCAUCUUGCUGAAGCCAAAGCCCUCCAACAGCGACAAGACGGAGAGCAGGGAGUCCAAAUCAUCCCCGUGACCCAGUGGUGUGGGGACCGUGGCUGCAGCAGGACGUGUGGGGGCUCCACUGGUUCCCAUCCCGGUGCCCUGUAACCACUUUUUCUUUCUGGGGGUGUCCAGGACCUGGGAAGCUGCCCGCUACUCAGAGAGGUGCCCAGCCCCUUGGCAUGGAGAGACUGAGGCCAGGCAUCCUCUGGGCUGAGCCCCUUGGGGUGCUGGCAGCAGGGCCUCUCACCUCAGCCUGAAGUUACAGAAGGUGACAGCUAGCUCCAUGUUAAGUGACUUUAAAUAUGUAUUGCAUAUCUGUAUUGUACAGUAAGAGAUUUUCCCUUCUCACACAAAUGCAAACUUCAUACCUGCUGAAGAGACCUCAAGGACAAGCUGAGAUUUUUGACUCUCGGGGACACAGCUGAGAGGUGAAAAAGAGGUAUGGGGGUGUGUGAAAAAAUGCAGCCAAUUUUCUGUGGGUUGGAAGGCUGGAGAGUGGCCUGCCAUGGGGAAGGAGGCAGCUGCACCAGCCUGAUGUGCUCUGGCCGUGCCCUACGGGGCUGCUGCAUGAGGCAGCACUGGGCUGAUUUUGCACUUCUCAAAGAGAUUUGAACACUCUGUAGAAUUGAGAUGUCUCAGGAGAAACUGAUUUUCCUUCCAAACCGAGGCCUCAUGCACACAGAGAGGGCAGCGCAUGCUGGGACAGGGGCUGCUGGGGUGAGCUGAGCCCUGGCCCCGGGGAUCCCCCCUCCCCAUGCGUAUGUCCCCACCAAUGCCUCCAUUUACCUGUGCAGAACUGGCAACCUAGGGGCCAUUUUUGGACAGUAGCCGCUGUACCUUGAGGGUAAGCUUUGUGGGGAAAAAAAGAAAUCCCUGGGCAGAGGAACCGCCUCAGGCCCUUCCAGGGGACACGGGUGGGGAACAGCCGCGUUUCUCAGCUGCACUCCCUUCUCGUUUCAUUUGUCCUUGCUCCUUCUAUGCUGCUGCUACUAGUGGGCACCAGUGAGAAUGGGUCAAAGACCUUGCACACAAGAACUGGGCUUAAUGUAUUGAACUCAAAAGCAAUUGAUUUUCUAGUUCUCCUAUUUAUUGAACUCCUUUAGAAGGGCUAUCUUUUUAUUGCAGUAGAAACCUUGGUGUUUCCUUCCAGUCUUUUGGUCUGGUUCGGUUGGUUGGUGGUUUUAUUUCCUUUCUGAAAGCUCUAGGUCUGUGCUUUGGGGGCAGGGAGCAUUGUGAUGUGGGAAUCUGUGGUCUGUGGCCUGUAAAUACGGUGUGUUGGGUCUGUGUAGCUUGUAGAUGAGGCUGGGGAGCUGCUGGCACAUCCGUGGGCCAGAGCAGGGCUGCUCCCUGUGCUUGGCAGAGUGCCUGGGUACCCCAGCCCAGCAGUGUGUCCUCCAUUGGGUGAGAGGUAUAACCUGCUGCCUUUUCCUGGCUACAGACCUCAUCCAGAAAAGAUUUAACAUUUAUUACCAAAAAUGUUUGAUUAGUCUUUUUUCUCUUUUUUUUAAGGAAUUGCUCAAUGAAUAAACAACCCUUAUCCA